Messenger RNA from Epinephelus lanceolatus (giant grouper), 3997 nucleotides. It is a transcript of the gene clocka, whose product is annotated as clock circadian regulator a. Gene Ontology annotation, cellular component: CLOCK-BMAL transcription complex; cytoplasm; nucleus. Lineage: Eukaryota; Metazoa; Chordata; Actinopteri; Perciformes; Serranidae. The record is from RefSeq and is a predicted model, not a curated record. Gene Ontology annotation, molecular function: DNA-binding transcription factor activity, RNA polymerase II-specific; protein dimerization activity; E-box binding. Gene Ontology annotation, biological process: circadian regulation of gene expression; regulation of transcription by RNA polymerase II.
CAACUUCAGUGAGCUGCCUCAGCGCUGCGCAGUCAACCGUCAGCAGCGCCACUGGGUGCAGGGAUAUCCCGAUGAAAGGGGAGACUGUUCGGGGUGAGGAAUUCAGACAGCAGGCGACUGUGGAGUCCUCUGUCAUGAGGGGAAGUGGUUAACUAACCAUCACUCAGAGACAAAAGACUCAGAUGUUGCUGCCAUGUGCCACACUCACACCCGAAGCAGACGAAAAACUCAGCUCAUUGAAGACCUCUUGUCGACUUUCUGCCCUCUGAUCGAGGAAACAUUCAGUGACUCUCCUCCAAGACUCUCAGAGCUCCACCACUAUCAUCACCACAGUGUGUCCAACCAGACCCUGCCUUCAUCCAGCAGCAUCUUCCUCAUCGUCUCACAGGACUGGCUGUACUGUCAGUAAGGUUCAUUUACAAAUGUCUACCUCACGAUUAAAAGACCCCUCUCAAACACUGCGACCCUGAACAGGAUACAAAAUGACCUCGAGCAUUGACCGGGAUGACAGCAGUAUCUUUGAUGGGUUAAUGGAAGAAGAUGAAAAGGACAAAGCAAAACGUGUGUCCCGUAACAAGUCUGAGAAGAAACGCAGAGACCAGUUCAAUGUCCUCAUCAAGGAGCUGGGCACCAUGUUGCCGGGCAACACCCGGAAGAUGGACAAGUCCACUAUUUUGCAAAAGAGCAUCGACUUUCUGCAUAAACACAAAGAAAUCGCUGCUCAGUCAGAGUCAACCGAGAUCAGACAAGACUGGAAGCCUCCUUUUCUUAGUAAUGAAGAGUUCACUCAGCUGAUGUUGGAGGCGUUAGAUGGAUUUUUUCUUGCAAUUAUGACUGAUGGAAAUAUAAUCUACGCCUCUGAGAGUGUGACAUCCCUACUAGAACACUUACCUUCUGAUCUUGUGGAUCAGAACCUGUUGAACUUCCUGCCCAUGGGGGAGCAUUCAGAUGUGUACAAGGCUCUGUCCUCUCAUAUCAUGGAAGGAGAAACACUGACGCCUGAAUAUCUGAAAACAAAAAAUCAGUUAGAGUUCUGUUGCCACAUGCUCCGAGGGACGAUCGACCCCAAAGAGCCCCCUGUGUACGAAUAUGUCAAGUUCAUUGGAAACUUCAAGUCCCUGAAUAAUGUGCCUAACUGUACCCGAAACGGUUUUGAGGGAGUGAUCCAGCGGUCGCUUCACUCCGCCUUUGAAGACAGAGUGUGUCUCAUAGCAACCGUGAGGCUCGCCAAACCGCAGUUUAUCAAGGAGAUGUGCACUGUCGAGGAGCCGAAUGAGGAAUUCACCUCCAGACAUAGUUUAGAGUGGAAAUUUCUCUUCUUGGACCACAGAGCUCCACCCAUCAUAGGUUACCUCCCGUUUGAGGUCCUGGGUACAUCAGGAUAUGACUACUACCACGUCGAUGACCUGGAAACACUGGCCAAAUGCCAUGAACACUUAAUGCAGUAUGGCAAAGGAAAGUCCUGCUACUACAGAUUCCUCACCAAAGGGCAGCAGUGGAUUUGGCUUCAGACCCACUACUACAUCACCUACCACCAGUGGAACUCCAGACCAGAGUUUAUUGUCUGCACACACACUGUUGUAAGUUACGCUGAAGUACGAGCAGAGCAGCGCAGAGAGCUCGGAAUUGAAGAAUCACAACCUGAGAUCACAGCAGACAAGCAGUCCCAGGAUUCAGGCUCUGAGUCCCAGCUCAACACUUCCAGCCUGAAGGAGGCUCUGGAGCGCUUCAACCACAGCCGGACGCCCUCAGCCUCGUCUCGCAGCUCACGCAAAUCCUCACACACCGCCGUGUCUGACCCGGCCUCAUCACAGAUGAAGCUUCAGGGAGACAGGAGUACACCAGGUCGCCAGUCUGUCUCUGUUGUGGAGAUGACAUCACAACGAAGAUCAUCUAUCAGCAGUCAGCAGUCGAUGAGCUCCCAAAAUACAGGACAGAACAUGGCACCAUCCAUAGUGUCACAACAACAACAGCAACAACAACAACAACCGCAGUCUCAACAGCAGCAACAAGUUCAGACCAGCAGCCAAUCAAUGGUGCAGUUCUCCAGCCAGCUAGAAGCCAUGCAGAACCUGAAAGAGCAGCUGGAGCAGAGGACCAGGAUGAUCGAGGCCAACAUUCAGCGGCAGCAGGAUGAGCUGCGGCAGAUCCAGGACGAGCUGCAGAGAGUGCAGGGACAGAGCUUGCAGAUGUUCGUGCAGAAAGGAGCUGGAGGACUAAAUCUGGGGUCUGUUCAGAUGGCUCAGGGGAACGCCGUGCAGCAGGGGGGAACACUCAGCAUGCAGGGCCAGGUGGUCUCUGCAGGGCCUCUACAGAACAGCAUACAGCAACAACAUGCUGUCCAGCCCCAGCCCCAGCAACAAACACUCCUAAGGGAACAGAGCACAGCACUCUCACAGUCUCAGCGGUCGUCUCUCACUCUGCAGCCCCAACAAAAUCCACUGCCUGCGUCUCUCUACAACACAAUGAUGAUCCCUCAGCAAAGCCCUAAUGUGGUCCAGAUUGCCACCAGCCUGGCUCAGAACACUGGACCCAACACUCCUGCUGUGGCUACAUUUGCACAGGACCGUUCAGCUCAGAUUAGGUUUCCUGCCAGUCCUCAACUGCUCACCAAGCUAGUGACAGGUCAGAUGGCAUGUGGGGCAGUCAUGGUCCCCACAACCAUGUUUAUGGGCCAAGUGGUGACGGCCUUUGCUCCCCAGCAGGGCCAGACCCAGACCAUCAGCAUUUCCCAGCAGCCACCACAGCAGCAGCAGGAGCAGCAGGUACAGCAGCAGUCACAGGUCACAGCCAUGCAGCCAGGGCAGGCUCCACUGGCCCAGCAGCAAACACAGUUCCUACAGGCUCCUCGGCUUCUUCAUGGAAACCAGUCCACCCAGUUGAUUCUGCAGGCAGCGUUCCCUUUGCAGCAGCAGGGUACCUUCACUGCCGCAACACAACAGCAGCAGCAACAGUUACAACAGCAACAACAGUUGCAACAACAACAGCAGCAGAAGCAGCUACAACAACAAAAACAGCAACUUCAACAACAGCAGCAACAGCAGCUGGCCCCUCACAGGGCAGACAGUUUGUCUGAUCGCUCUGCUACGCAGCCACAGUAGCUGGCUACAGCCAAUCAGAGGUGGAGUGAGCCAAACCCAAGUGUGGGUGUCUUUGUGACGGGGGUCUAAAGAGGAGUUCUUCUCAAAGUACAGCGCUGAGACCAUGCCUCAGAGGCUGACGUGAUUGGAUGGGCAGGCUGUGGCUUCCCUCCCCUCACAAGGAUCUUUUGCUGUUUGCACUUAACUCCUGAGCACAGAGUGCUGCAGAGAACCAGGACUGGUCUCGCUGUUGCUCUGGCAGUGGGCUUUGGCUCUGGGACGAAGCCCUUUCUCCAAGAAAAGGGGGAGCAACAAUCCCUAUAAUGGACUCCCCCUCACACCCUCCCCUGGCCCUUUCCUUGUGUGUUCAGUGUGUGCGCGCAUGUGUGUGUGUGUGCUCCAGUCACCCUCACAGGAUUAUUUUAUGCAGAGCUCUCCGGUUAAUUAAGUUAACGCAGCGAAGCUUCUAUCAAGCUUCAAGGACAUCCUGCAGAACAGCCAGAGGCUUGUUUGCUUUGGAUGUUUUCUCCUAUUCUUGUUUUUCGUGUAAAAAUAAUUAUGGGUCAGAAAAUAUUUUUAAGAAUGUGGUGUAGAUUGAACUUUUACUGUACAGAACAUCAUGUAUAAUAUAUUAUGUAAAUACGAUGAAAAAGAAAGAACUAAUAUUUUAUAUGAUGAUGCAUGAAAUGAAAUGCGUAGUCUGUUAUUUGCAGCUUUGAAUAUGCUUUUUUUCUUAAGAAGAAAAGAUCUUAAAAUGCUUAGUGGCUGAUAUUUUCACAGACUUCCUUUCUCCUAGGGGAUGUGUUUGUGUGUCUGCAUAGCAGACAGUGCCGAUGCUGCUUGUUGUGUCACAGUUUGUUUAAUCCUUGACUCAUAUUUUCACAGAAUUUCAUAAAAUUGUCAAAAUGAUAGAGAAA